Molecule: messenger RNA, 3009 nt
Organism: Mytilus californianus (California mussel)
Lineage: Eukaryota; Metazoa; Mollusca; Bivalvia; Mytilida; Mytilidae
Product: long-chain fatty acid transport protein 2-like
Exons: 12
Coding region: 259-2118 (619 amino acids)
Molecular function (GO): long-chain fatty acid-CoA ligase activity; long-chain fatty acid transmembrane transporter activity
Source: RefSeq, a predicted model, not a curated record
UUGUUAAAGUACGUUCGUAGUUUGUUCGUUUGCAUAUGUUGAAUAUAGAGACGAAGUAUAUAUAAAUAUAUAUAUAUAUAUCAAAUGUUGGCAUUGGUUGAAGACACAUUAUCAUCAUUCAUUGCAAGGUUACUUCAACACACUUAUAACCAUCAGACAAAUUAAAUGUACCGAAGGUAUUUGAAAGAUAGCACAAAGCAACCUACUAAGAUGUUACCUCUAUUAUUUUGGAGUUAAUUUAUACGUCAAUACACAGCGAUGUCAAGUAAACAAUUAAUGGCCGUUGGUGGGACAGCAGGGGUGUCUCUAAUUGCAUGGAGAACCAUGUUCCCGUGGAUAGAAUAUGACUUGCAGACAAUGAAGGCUGGAAAGAAAGUAGCAAAAAGAUAUAACGACGAUAUCAUCAACAAACGUACAAUUAUUGAUAAUUUUGAGGCCACGGUAAAAAAAAUCCCGAAAAAGACUUUUGUGAUUUUAGAUGACAGAUGCUUUUCAUAUGAGUAUGUCAACGACCAGGCAUGCAGAGUAGCUAAUAUAGUAAUACAGUGGAAUUUGAAAAAGGAAGAUUCUGUAUCAAUCUUUGUACAUAACAGUAUAGAAUACAUUUGGACAUUUUUGGGUUUACAGAAACUUGGUGUUAUCACAACGUUAUUAAAUAUAAACAUCCGAGGUGACCCAUUAGUUAAUGCAAUACAGGUGACAGACACAAAAGCAAUCAUUGUUGGUCAAGGUGAUGAUCUGUACAAUGCAAUAAAUGAGUUAAGAGGAAAACUUGAUGUACCAGUUUAUUUUAUGGGAAACUGUGCUGAAGAUGUUCAAUCCUGGGACAUGCUUAUGAUGAAAUCAUCACCAGCAGAUAUAAGUCCUACCAUAAGAAGCCAUAUUAAUAUAUUCACAUCUUGUUGCUAUAUAUUUACUUCCGGUACAACAGGUUUACCAAAGGCGGCAUUGAUAUCACACGGAAAAGCGCUAGCUUACCCUAAGAUAGUGUGGGCAAUAGACCUUAAACCAGAAGAUAUAAUAUACGACGUGUUACCAUUUUAUCAUGCAACAGGUCUCUGUGGAUGGAUAGCUGCCAGUGAAAUAGGCUGCACUGUAGUCAUACGUAAGAAGUUCUCUGCGCACCACUUUUGGGAGGACUGUAGAAAAUAUAAAGUUACACUUGUGCAAUAUAUCGGCGAAUUAUUGAGAUAUCUUAUUGCACUACCUGAGAACCCUUUGGAUGGAAAUCAUAACAUAAAGUAUUUCCUUGGCAAUGGACUGCGACAAGAUAUCUGGACCCCAAUCCAGAAGAGAUUCAAAAUACCGUACAUCAUGGAAUUCUUUGGAGCGAGUGAAGGUACUGCUUUAAUGUACAAUUUGUGUAAUAAACCAGGAGCUGUUGGGAGGAUAUCACCUUUGAUGAACAGAUUAGAUCCUGCACCAAAGUAUCUGUUGAAAUAUGACUUGACUACGGCAACACCAUUACGUAAUAAAUCAGGACGCUGUAUUGAGGUUAGAAUAGGAGAACCUGGGUUACUAAUUUGUGGAAUUCCUCCAACAUGUAAACUUGAAAAUGGUUUAUACAAAGGUAACAUGGAGCUGACAGAGAAAAAGAUUGUACGUAACGUGUUUAAUGAAGGGGAUGCUUACUUCAACUUUGGUGACUCCUUGUAUCUAGAUAAAGAUUACUUCGCUUAUUUUCAUGAUCGAGUUGGAGACACAUUCAGAUGGAAAGGGGAAAAUGUGUCUACUACAGAGGUUGCUAACAUCAUUACAGUCUUGUCUUUCAUCAUAGAUGCUAAUGUAUAUGGUGUCAAAGUUCCAGGUCAUGACGGAAGAGCAGGAAUGGCUUCUCUGGUUUUGAAAGGCAACGAAAAACUGACCAGUGAAAAAUUAAAGGAAAUCUACCAUCACUGUGAACAGAAGCUGCCUAAGUAUGCCAGGCCAAUAGUAUUACGUCACGAAAAGGAAAUGCGGACAACAGGAACAUUCAAACAGCAUAAAGUUACUUUAAUGGGAGAAGGAUUUGAUCCAAAUGUUGUCUCUGAUCCAAUGUUCUAUCUAUCAACAGAAGCAAAAACAUAUGUUCCCCUUAGUCAAACAAGCCAUCUUAAUUUCUUGCAGUCAAAGCUUUAAAAUAAUAGAUAAUGAUGAAAAAAAAUGAGAAUCGACCUCGUUAUAUUAUUUUGCAUUUUAAAAAUAGUCUUUUAUGGUGUACUGCAGAAUAAAUCACAAUACUAUUAUUUGAAAACAAAUCCGUAUAACCAAUAUAAAUGCGUCUAAGAACCGCAAUUUUGGGGAGAGCUUUCCGAUAACACUGAAGAUCGAUAUUUCAUUAAUUGGUAGAUAAUGUAUACACACAUGUAAUUAAUAGUUUUUUAUAAGAAUAAUAAGAAUUAUGGUUAAACCUCCACCACAAUUAUGUUGUCGUCGCAGAUAAAGCCCCAAACAACAUCGUGUUUGUCACAGUGUGUAAUCACAUUACAUAAACUGCUUGAUAAAUGAAUUUGUUAUCGACUAAUUCUGAAUUGCUGAAUUUGCUAAGAAUUGCUCAUAGAUUGAGUUCAAACCAUGCAAACAAUUUAAGCAUAGAACUUCUAAGAUAAUUAGAAUAACAAUUAUUUAACAUCUAAAAUAUCUGAAAAAUAGUAGAGAUAAGACACUAUAAAUUAUUUUUCUGUGAAUUAAAUAGAAGAAUAAUCUAUUAUUAUCCAAUGGAAAUGUUGAGAUAGAAAAGUGUAGUUCUGACAAAAGUGCCAAAAGUGGACAUUAUAACUCUAUAAAAAAUUAAAAACAACACAUUAUAUAAAUUCGAGGUGUCCGAAGCGCUUUUAUGGAUCUACCUUCAUCAGGAAGCUCAAAGCCAAAUAUUUUAAAGCCAAGGAUUUAUAAGAACCGAAACAAUUGAAGAGCUUUAUGACCGACAAUAACCUAAUGAAAUAGCAAAAUCCAUCAAAGGCCAACUUCGCAUGAGGGAGUUGAAAUCUUAGUUUCUUUAUAAUAUUAAAAUUUAUAAACGGACACUUU